This is a messenger RNA of Cyprinodon variegatus (sheepshead minnow), 452 nucleotides long. Its product is annotated as beta-microseminoprotein A1-like. NCBI's taxonomy places the organism in Eukaryota, Metazoa, Chordata, Actinopteri, Cyprinodontiformes, Cyprinodontidae. The coding region runs from base 15 to 344 and encodes 109 amino acids. The record is from RefSeq and is a predicted model, not a curated record. The transcript is spliced from 4 exons.
AUCACAGAGACAGGAUGAAAUAUUUGCUGCUGGCUCUGCUGCUCUGUGUCUUGACAUCUCUGUCAGAUGCUCAUUGCGAGGUCAAACCUCAGACUCCAGAAACACAAAAUGAGACCCACUGUCAAGAUAAUUUUGAUUUAACAUGGCAUGUUAGAGGGACAACUUGGAGGAACAGUGGAUGUAUGGAAUGCGACUGUGAACGAUGCUGCAGUGUGUAUGGAGUUCCAACGGGCUUCCCUGAUGACUGCGAGGCUGUGUUUGAUGAAAAGGCAUGUGAAUAUACUGUCCACAAGAAAGAUGACCCAUCCGUGCUCUGUCCUGUUUUUCACUAUUCAGGAAAAUAAAGAAAUUACAAAUCCAUAUGGCCUAAAAGUGAUAUAAGGUCAGAAUUGUAUAAAACAUGCAUCAGUUAAUAAAAGCGCUGACCACAAUGAACAUCCUUAAACUGAAUG